Molecule: messenger RNA, 4752 nt
Organism: Leishmania mexicana MHOM/GT/2001/U1103
Lineage: Eukaryota; Euglenozoa; Kinetoplastea; Trypanosomatida; Trypanosomatidae
Exons: 1
Coding region: 1-4752 (1583 amino acids)
Source: RefSeq, a predicted model, not a curated record
AUGUUGGCUGAGAGCCACGCUACCACUCUGUCGAUGAUAGCCCAAGAGCAGCAGCGACUCUCUGAGCAGCAGGCAGAAGCCCAGGCGCACGACGAAGCGCUCCGGGAUGCUGACCCGGAUGCAGUGCUGCCAGUGUGCACCGACAUUUACCACUGCUCCACCGCCGACGAUCAUGGCCGGGCACGGGCCAUGACUCUCAUGAAGCAAGAUCGGCUGCGCCUCGUGCAACUCCUUGUCGAAGUGCGAGAUCGUCACCGCAGCCGCGUGGCAGCGAUCGAUACGUGCUUCGCGGGCAUCGCCAGUGCGGAGGAGGCACGCUGCAAACACAUCCAGGCGGCCGUGCAAGAGCUGAUGGCCAGCCUCACCCGCAUCGCCGUCACCAGCACAACCGAGUCACAGGUACUUGCGCAGCGCAUCCUUCACCACACCAAUGAGCAGCUCGGCGGGAACUACUUGGGCAUGCAGACGAUGGCGACGCAGCUUCGGCAGCGGGAGCUGUACAAGCAUCAGCACUACCAGCGCACGCUCGUCGCGGUCUACCGGGACACGCAAGUGUACAUGGCUCAGCAGCAUGUGACGUGGUGCAUCACAGUGCUGCGCUCGGCGCUGUUCCACCGCCCGGAGGGGCGGCUGCAGUCUGUAACGGCAGCAGGGCAGCUGAUCGGAGCUAUCCGCAGCGAGGCCGAGGGGCUUGUUCGCGGGCUGACGGAGGUGGUGGACUCCCUCGAGGUUGCGCAACCGUCUGCGAGCACCGCGGAGCUUCAGGUGUGCGGCGGCAGUGGCUCCAAUGGUUGGCUGCGCUCCUUCGAACCGAAUGUGCAUCAGCCCGUCUUCGUCGACGAGGACCCGCGGGCGGUGCUGGAGGAGUGGCACAUGCGCGUGAGCGUUCUCCUGCGGCACUGCCGCGCGCGCUGUAACGAGCUGAUGGUCCGCGUGAGAGCUGACGAAGCUGCGCGCACAAGCGUGGCAGCCGCCCUUGCAGAGCACACCCUCAGCGAUGUCGAAGCGAUUGCGCGUCCACUCAGCGAGGAGCCGUUGCUGCUACAGCGUGCGUCUCUCGCGCACAGCGGCACUGAUAAGGAUGGGCAGGAUGUGUCACCCGACGAGGGUGCUGACUUGCUUGACGACGCACUCCACUCCCUUACCGAUGCCCAUUCCGGGGUGCUCCUCAUGAAACAGUCCAUCGCGCAGUCCGCCGCGUGGGCGCUCUGUGUGCCCGCCAUCGAGAAGGAAGGGCAGUGGUUUGUGCAUCUUGUGUCGCGCGGCUUUCGGCGCGGCUACGCCCAGUUCUGCGCCGAUGCCGUCAAGUCCACUGGCAGCAUGCUGGUGAGCCUUGAGGGGGUCACCGACAUCCUCCUCGCCUCCACACGUGGCCUGCUCGGCUUCCUGCGCGGACUCUACGCGCAGUGGCAAGAAAAGGAGAUGGACUACCGCGACGAGGUGGCCCGGCUGGAGCUGCAGCUGCGUGUGUUGGAGGAGGAGCUGCGGCAACAGGAGACGCCAGCUUCCGCGGAGGCGCGGUACACGGCGGGGCUCCUGUGCCUCCAGUCCAUCGCCGACGCCCACACUCGCUACUACGAAGCCGUUCGCAGUCGUGUGGCAAACGCGACCGCAGACGUGCUGCAAGUCGGUCAGGCGUGUGUCGGGGAACUGAGCAAGCAGGCGGGGCUGUCGUGGGCCGGGCUGAGCUCCUCUGACGAGUGUGAAAUACCAUACACUCCACAACAGCAGCUCAAGAGCAAGAACUCUGCCGCCACCGUACCUGCAAGCGCGCAGGAGAGCGUGCCCGCUGCCGCUGCUGCACCGCGCUGGUCCACCUCACACGGGGAGGAGUUCACCAUCGACUCCGUCGCCUUCCGCUUCGUUUGCGUGACAGCACGUAGUGGCGGCGGCGAUGUAACUGCGAAUGUUGGUGCGAGCCUGGAGGACUUCGAUGACGACAAGACGGCGGCUGCUGGGGCGGCUCCGGGAGCGGACUUCCAGCAGUUCUACUUGAACCUGCUGCCCGAGCUGCAGCCAGCGCAGCAACACGUGUCGUUUUUCCUUUCCCAGUCGCGAGUGUCAGAGUGGAAGGAGUAUCUGCGAUGUGCGCUCAUGGAGUGGGGCCUCAGCCUGCAGCGGCAUGCGUGGGAGAGCUGGCGGCUGUACACGGCAGCUUUUCAGGCCGAUGUACAGCACCGCGUGGCAGAGGUGCUGCGAUACCAUCAUCGGCGUCCCGCGACGUUGCAGGCGACCAUCUACGAAGCCCGCGUGCGCGAGUUGAUAGAUGUAAAGAACAGGGGGGACAAGAUGCUCUCGCGGAUAGCGGAACGCGUGUCGCGUGUGCAGACGCUCAAGCAGACAUUUCUCACCCAGACAUCACACAGCGACUCGGACGAGGCGCUCAUUCGCGAGCGCGCCACCCUGCUCGUGAAAGUGCGGGAAGCUAUGUCGACAAACGCCGUACGGACGCUGGUAAGCCGGCACGAAGCCCUCUGCGCCGAGUACUGCACAGCGCUGGCAGACCGCUGCGCUGAGGCGGUGCGCAAUCUCGAAAGGGCCCGGGCAGUCAUCGAGGAGGACUGCGCGCAGCUGCUGCACGAUCGAGCAGUGGAGCUGCGCGGCGGCGACACGGCGGCGCAGCUGCCGGUGGACGACCCGGUCCAGAUGCGCGUCGACCACCUGCGCGCAGAGGUGCAGGUAACACUCACGCAGUCGCUCAAAGCCGUCGAGGAUCAGCAGCAGACGCGCGCUGCUGAGGUCGAUAGCUGGAAGGCAAAAUGGACUAGUACGGUGGAGCACAGCAGCGCGGAGCUGAGCGUGUUCCAGACCGUGCAGGAGGGGUUGGCCCGACUGAAGGCACAGGUGCAGACGCUGCUCACGACAGCGGCGACGGAAGAGGCAGAGCUUGCGGCGGGGGUGGCGAUGGUGGUGAGGGAGGUGGACGAGGCCUCCGCCGCACCGGUGAUGGACUUGGCGGCCGCUAUGCAUGCCCUGUUCAAGGAAAGCCCCUCUGCAGCCUCACCGGCGGGUGAUGGUGGUGGCGACACGCCGCUGACAACAGAAGAUCUGAAAAACAUGGUGGAGCACAACCUCAAGGUGACAAAGGCGAUGCAGCAGGACCGCAUCCGGGCGACGUCUGCGUGCGCCGUGCUCGCCUCUCUGGACAAGCUCCGUGGGCUCUUGUACGCGCGUGGGUGCCGCUUGGGGCUGCUGGCGCACACAGUCGAGAUGUUGCGGGUGUCGCCGCUGCACUACGUGCUGCCCAUGGCGCUUGGGGAAGAGGAACCCGAGACGGUGCGCGGCCGCACCGGCAGCCGCAGCCUCUCUUCGAAGGUGGGGCGCCGCACCAAAGACGUUCAGGGCCCUCCCACCGCUGGUCACACUGCCAUGCCCCUCUCCACGCCUGCGACGUACGCUGAGCAGGUGGCGCAGUGGACGGCACAUGUGCGGAGGGACGCAGAGGCUGCGGCACAGCGCCAUAUCAAAGCCUUCCCGGGAGACAUGUACCGCCGACUACCUGGAAUGACUAGCGGCACGGUGGAGCAGCUCAACGCCGCCGUCGCGGCACUGUGCCUUGCACAGCAGGAGCGGGUCAAGUUGUACACGACCAAGGCAGGCCAACCCUUUCGACAGCGCGUGCAGGAGCUGUGGAACACGCUGCAGAGCACGCCAUCUCUCCUCGUGCGCACCUUGAGCUCAGGGGCCACGACCGCUAUCCACGAACGUGUCGAGACUGUGCUGCGGCCGUGGUGGCGUUUUCAGGCACAGAGUAGCGAGCAGUGGCGUGCGCACCGGGGGGCAGUCAAGCUUUCCUUAACCCGUCAGCCCAACGCCACAGCGCUCACGUCGCUGACAGAAGCAGAGGCAGCUCGCAGCGACACGACGGAGUUGGCCCUGCAGCAAACGUGGGCCUGGAGCCUGCGAGAAGUGGAAGACGAAGUCGGGCUGCAUGUGGCGCGCUGCUGGACAGCUCUGCACUCCUACUCGCACCUUCUCAAGGGAUUGGUCACCCCGCAGCACCUCGUCCCCACGACAGAGGUGGUGGAAGGCGGCCACCAUCGCGGCCUACGGCACCUCCUGGAGCUGCGCGCGCAACACGAGCGAGCAGCCGCAGAGUUGGAGGGGACGGCCGGCGCGAAGAAGGACCCACGACUGCAGGAGGUGAUGCCGCUGCACCGCGUCGACGUCCCUGGUACCAACCCAUCUGCGGCUAGUAAGCGACACGCCAACGCAUCUGUGGCAGCAGCAGCGGCGGCGGCGAUGGAGAGUGCGCCACUCGCGCAGCUUUCGCAGUGGAGUGAUGUCGAGUUACCCGGACUGCCGCUGAACACCUGUGUCCCCCUCUCGCAGUACAACGCGCAGCACCCCCAAACUGCCGUAGCCCCACCUCUGGCGGCAUCUGCGUAUGUGCCAGCUGCUGUCCGCUUCACCAGCGACGGCAAGGGGCCUCAAGGCCACGGCAACCGGCGCACCUCUGCAGCGACGUCCUCUGCAUCCUCAAACACGAGUGGCCGCAAAGGACAUGCAUCGACAGCGAUAGACGCAAAGGCCGCUGCCGCUGCCGCCGAGGCCUCUGUUCCGCUUCUCGUACCGCGGGCUCCACUCGUGCUGGAGUGCGCGCAGCUCCUCCGCGCCGCGGUGCUGUCGGUGAGUUCGCAGGGCAACGAAGCCGCUGAUGUCCUCAGCAACGCAUUCGACUUCUACGAGCGGCAGGAGGCACAGUGGCGGCAGACUUGGGCACUGACCUUGAAGGACCUGACAACGAUGUAG